This is a messenger RNA of Guillardia theta CCMP2712, 810 nucleotides long. RefSeq lists its product as hypothetical. The coding region runs from base 1 to 810 and encodes 269 amino acids. NCBI's taxonomy places the organism in Eukaryota, Cryptophyceae, Pyrenomonadales, Geminigeraceae. The record is from RefSeq and is a predicted model, not a curated record. The transcript has 9 exons.
AUGCUCUACAGCUUGAAGUUCAAGAGAGUGGUCGUGAUGGCACUGGUCCUCUGUUGUGGUAGCAUAGGCUCCCCAGCACAUGGAGACAACGACUGGGUGUCACACGAUUCGGGGAGGGACGAAGAUAUGCUGAAGAGAAUUGUAUCAGAUGCCAUGUCGAAAGUCGCAGAACAGAGCAAGCCCCAUACACAAAACGACGAGCCGGAAACUUGGGGACCCCGAGGCAUGUUUCACACGAACGCAAGGACUGCUGUUCAACGAGCUCGUGAUCUUAAAACUAUCUUGUUUGUAUACAUACCAGAUGAUUCGGAACAGAAACAGGAGAAGAGCUCCAAUGCGCUCAAUCCAAUCAGUUUUGGCGAAGGCUUCUUCACUCUUGACGAGCUUGAUGCAAACUUUGAUGACGUGUAUUUGAAAGAAUCUCAGUAUCACAAGAAACUUCUUGACGCUUUGCCCUUGAUCGAUGAAUCCAAACCAACGACGAAUAUUCGUGAACAUGAGCAGGAAUUCAUGCCUGUUAAGACUGUCGGGCAUUUCAACGAAUUAGAGAGCUGCAUUGCCCGUUGUAUUUACCGCUUGGAAUCUGAACCAGCCAUUGAAAACAUGACUGUCACGAUGAACGGUGGACAGUACAUCUGGCGUUGGGACCUCGAGUGUCAAGCAAGAAUGGAGGCUUCUCCGUGGUUCCAGAUAUCCAACGUUGAAAACUACACCUUCAAGGGCAAAGAGAUUGGUGUCUUGAACUUCCGAUCAGAUGGAGACUGUCAAAUGAGAGGGAAGUGGUGGCUCAAGCCAGGAGUCGCGGUCUGA